AAAUAAACCAGGAGUAAAAAAUGGAAAGAGCCCCGCCUAACCAAUCUAAGAACAUCGCCUUGCUAGAAUACAGUUGGGAUAACGGAGAUGAAGUAUCCAAUUACAUCGCUACAACGCUGAAAGAGUACCUCAACAUGAAACUGGACCCUAGUGAGUCACUAGAGAUAGAGGCAAAGCUAGGCAUAGUGAUUCCUUCGCAGGAGAUAAAUAUCUCAGAUCCCUUCUACAAGAUCUGGAGUAUCCCAAAUGGGUUGAUCCUUCCUGAACAGAAGUUUAUGUCCAGCACCUGAAAUAAAACCCUCUACUACUUCAACCCAGGAGUGACAAAGGAGAAAUUUGACCUCCUCAUAAAGAUUUUCUCAAAAGAAUGUGAAAAGAGGAAAGACCAGAUCCCUGUUGACCGAGACGAGGGCACCAUCGAGAGAUACAAGCAGGAGUACCUGAUCAACGACCUUGGCACUACUUAUCGCAUAGAUAGAAUGUUCGAUGACGGCACUCGUCAGACCUAUGAUGAGGAUGAGCUCAAAGAGUGAAUUAAAUAAGCAUAAACUCAAACACAUUAACUACUGGAACCAUGGCAGAGAUUUCAGAAUUACAAUUUCUGUAGAAGAAAAAUGUGAAGAGACCAAGUCCUUCAAGAUUGUCAACACUAGACACAAAACCAGACGCACUUUCCAGUUCAAGUGGAUGAGGUUUGAUUUCACUGAAUCUGCUGAAGAAGACAUGAAUGGGAAGAAAUCAGAACCAAAAUAUGAGAUUGAGCUUGAAAUCUGAGACACAAAGUUCUUCAAUCAGCCAGAUUUCGUAAUAUAUACUAGGCUUGCCUCGCGGUUUGUCCAAAACAUCUAUUCACUGACAAAUGCACUGAGCAAUGGAGAAGAGAUAUUCUAUGACAGUACGUGACAACCAGAUUUAGACAAAGCUUAUAAAGAAGCCUAUGAGACUGAGGUUAUGCCAAUAGUAGGAGAUUACUUAUCAGCAAAAGCAUUUGCUGAUAAAAUGACUUAA
Moneuplotes crassus is the source of this 1008-nucleotide messenger RNA. The record is from the annotation of a GenBank genome assembly. NCBI's taxonomy places the organism in Eukaryota, Ciliophora, Spirotrichea, Euplotida, Euplotidae.